AUGGUUUUGAAAUAUGGGACAGAGAAUCCAAAUGAUACAAUCUUUGAAAAAGCGCCAAAGGAUCGUCAGCAUCAACCAAUUGCGCAUUUUGAUAUCAAGGGGCCAAAUAAAUCGGUGAUAAUCCUCGACCAGGCCAUGAACCUUGCUGACUUCGGGCUCGCACUUGAAGUUCCUGACGCUGAGGAAUUGAAAAGAAGUUCUGUCCAAACGGCGAGCAUGGCUCAAGAUAGCUCAAGGACGCAACACCUACCAUGCACCUUUUUCCUUGCACUUCAAGCUCCGCUUUCGAUCAGGCUCACCAUUCAUGAACAAUAUUCGGUCAGCAACCCAAACCGCGUAAUAGGCACCUCAACCGACCUGUGGAAUGUUGCUAAUGUUAUUUACCAAUGCCUAGUGAAUAACAAUCCUGUGCCCGACAAUGAGAUCUUCGAGACGGGAGUCGACCCCGACCCCCAUAUAACAUUCUCAACCAUGGGCAGAUAUCUCUUGCAUCCCGAACUAGAAGGGGUUGAUCUUAAGUCUUUAGCACUUUAUCCCGGAGCACGUCCGGAUGUACGGGAUUUACUAGUACAGGUACAAGAAUCUGUAGAUUUUUGGAAUUUUGGCGAUAGCCACGACUUGUUUUUGGAAGGCAUUUAUGGGGGGGAAUAUGGGUGGGAUGAAAAAUAUCCAGACGCUAUUCGAGGAUCAAAAAAAGAUGAAGGUAUGCAGAUGAUCAGGUUGCAAAGGGAGAGGCGGCCACGAAAACCAGACUACAGUAAUCCAAGGUGGUGGAAACCGGCCGAAGAUGAAUAUGAUUAUGAUGAUUCUGAUCUUUUGUUUCCGACUCGCAAGGCGCUUCAAAUGGGGUAUAGAGAAAUGCCGUUCGAAUUGGGAGAACCGAUACGCAACCCGGCAUUCCCUAAUUGGAGAGCACCGGUGCAAGAUCCUGUAGCGCCAGACUUUGAUGAUCCACAAGAUGACCCUGAGGAUGAUGCAGAAGAUGAUCUAGUCGAUCCAGGAUACUAUCCGAAAGGAGGAGAUCAACGCGCCUACAACCAUGGAAAAGGAAAAGGAAGAUUAGAACCAAUAUUCGAAAGGGCCUUGGCCAUCGAGCGAGGCGUCAAAAGAAUGCGCACACCCGAAGAACAAGAAGCUGCUCCCUGGAUAAAGACCCCUGCUCCUGUCAAUAUCGCCCCAAAGAGACGACCUGGAGGCAUACCCCGAAAACCCAAACGCCGAAUAGUCCCACGUAAACGUAAACAACUUCGUGUGGCGCCUUACCGCGAUGCAAAGAGACAACGAAUAGAGGAACCUAACUCUCCCAAGUUUUAUGGAAAGGAAUAUAGAAUGAAUACUGCGGGGAAACUGAUGGUUCGGCGUGCGGGAGCUUCGCCUGGAACGGGAGAAAUGGAGGUGGAGAGGAGCACGCCGUGGGCUUUGAAUCGACCAAGUCCGAAAAAGCCUGUGGUUAGAAGGGAACAAGAUAACUAUGAUAACUGGUAUAAUGAGGCUUGA
Botrytis sinoallii is the source of this 1497-nucleotide messenger RNA. RefSeq lists its product as uncharacterized. Lineage: Eukaryota; Fungi; Ascomycota; Leotiomycetes; Helotiales; Sclerotiniaceae. The transcript is spliced from 7 exons. The record is from RefSeq and is a predicted model, not a curated record. Gene Ontology annotation, biological process: protein phosphorylation. The coding region runs from base 1 to 1497 and encodes 498 amino acids. Gene Ontology annotation, molecular function: ATP binding; protein kinase activity.